Molecule: messenger RNA, 1356 nt
Organism: Daucus carota subsp. sativus
Lineage: Eukaryota; Viridiplantae; Streptophyta; Magnoliopsida; Apiales; Apiaceae
Exons: 8
Coding region: 398-1192 (264 amino acids)
Biological process (GO): lipid homeostasis
Cellular component (GO): endoplasmic reticulum; membrane
Source: RefSeq, a predicted model, not a curated record
ACAGGCCGUUACAUCUAUAUUUUAAUAGUUCUGAUCUAAUUUAUCCGUGGCCAGAGGGUUCUUCCUUCCACGGAAAAUAUCCGCGGAUACAUUAAAAACUCAAAAUUGGAUCAGCGGUUGCUUGGAACAGGACCCAACUGGCAUCUUUAUCUUGUUGUUUCUCGCAAGUCAGGCUGAUUACCAUGUCUUCUGCUACUUUAUUCAGUUUCUAGGUGGGCUCGUAACCAAUCUGUCACGAGGGGUUUCAGAUUAGGUUUUUAUAUAUAGUGUAUGUCGGAUUGAUUGUCAUUCGUAGCAACUUAACCUUAAACGACAAGCACCAAAACCGUGAGUAGACAGUAGUUGAGUUUGUGUUGAAGCCUAGCUAGCUAGCUAUCCGUUUGUGUUUCUGGUGGACAUGAAUUUCCCACUUGGCUUUAAUAAUUCCACAUCUGAUUACGGGACUCCCACCAAAGAGUUUUCUGUCCUCGCUGCCAUUGUUUGCUGCAAAAUUGUUUAUCAAGCCACAGGCGUGGUUAGCCUUUCGCUGUUUAAGGGAUAUGCAAAACUCAACAGCGCGCAGAAACUUGAAUGGAACAACAGGGGUUUCUCUACUUUCCACGCCUUCUUUGUGGCACUUGCUUCCUCGUAUAUUCUGCUUGUAUCAGAUCUUUUUAAAGACACCUCUGAGGAUGUUCCAAUGACUUUUAGGACAUCUACCUUGUCCGAUACAACACUCGGGAUAUCCUUUGGUUAUUUUUUAUCAGACUUGGCGAUGAUUCUUUGGAAUUUUCCAGCUUUAGGUGGUAUGGAGUAUGUUUUGCACCAUGGACUCUCCAUGUUUUCAAUUAUUCAAUCCCUUGUAAGUGGUCAAGCGCAAUUUUACAUACUAAUGGUUCUCUUUACUGAGGCCACAACUCCCUUUGUGAACCUGAGAUGGUAUCUGGAUGUUGCUGGUAAAAAGAACUCUAAACUCUAUACAUGCAAUGGUAUUGCAUUGUUCCUGGGGUGGUUGGGUGCCAGGAUCCUUUGGUUCCUCUUCUUUUUCUACCACAUGUUUAACCAUUUUGAUCAGGUUCAGAAAGUGUAUCCCUUGGGCUUCUACAGCAUGCUUAGCAUACCUCCUGUGUUGGCAAUGAUGAAUGUGUUUUGGUUUUGGAAAAUUACGAAAGGAAUGAUAAAGACACUUACAAAGGCAAGGCACAGUGUGUAGUUUAAAAUUUUAUGAAUGAUGAUUGCUUCCUUUAGUUUUAGUUAGUCCCACACAUCUGUAAAUGUUGCCAUUGGCUUUUCUGGAUAUUAAAAGACUGGAAGUUUAAUUGUCGAGGAUCUUUAUUGAAAUUUAAUCGAAAGGUUCCCGUCAUAUCUAAAUGAAAA